GUCGUCCUUCUUUUCUGUUCGCUACCUCUUUCAGUGCGUCGUCCUUCUCGAUCGCCACGUUCCGCUCGCUCAGUUCCAUAUUCGAAUCCCUAUUUGGACAUCUCCUAUAAUUUCUAUAAUUCGCAUUCCAAGCCAUGCGUUACUCGUUUGCUCUCGCUGCCGUUGCGGCCGUCACCCCCAUUGUUAGCGCCCAUGGAGCCGGUAUCCCUAGCAUUGUCGGUCUCGACCCAAAGGACGUCAGGGCGCGUGACCUGCUCUCCCGCACUGGAGCCCGAUUCGCCGGAGUCCACGAGAUCAUGAGGCGCAAGCACCAUGCCAAAGUUCAGAAUGCCCGCCGCCAGGAUGAUCGCCAGUGCGGUGCCGGCAUCGGCUCCUGCGCUGCUGGCGAGUGCUGCUCCAGUGCUGGCUACUGCGGAACGGAUGGUGACUACUGCUUCUCCCCGGGUUGCGACUAUGAGCAUGGCCCCGCCUGCCCAGAGAACAUCACCCCUGGAGGCACAAACACCUCUUCUAUCGCCCGCACCAAGCUCGGCAACGUCGACUAUGGCGGCAAUGGCAUCUACAGCUGUACCCAGCCAGGAACCGUUGCCCUCACCUACGACGAUGGCCCACAGAAGGUUUUCACUAGCCACAUUCUGGAUGUCAUGGCUACCUACAAUGCCAAGGCUACCUUUUUCAUUACUGGAAACAACAUCAACAAGGGCCAGAUUGACAUUACUCCUGAAUUCGUCUCCGUCAUCAAGCGUAUGGACUCCGAGGGCCACCAGAUUGCCUCGCACACCUGGACUCACUUGGACCUGAGCGCCAUUUCCAAGCAGGACCGCUACAACCAGAUGAUCAAGAACGAGAUGGCUCUCCGCAACAUUGUUGGCAAGAUCCCCACCUACAUGCGUCCUCCCUACUCUAGCUGCACUGCCGAGUCUGGCUGCGAGCAGGAUCUGGCUGACCUUGGUUACCACGUCACCUACUUCGACUUGGACACUGAUGACUAUGAGCAUGAUAGCCCUACUCUGAUUCAAUACUCCAAGGACGUUUUCAAGGGUAACGUCACCUCGACAACGCCUGCCAACGGCCAAUGGCUCGAGAUUGGCCACGACAUCCACGAGCAGACUGCCAUGAACCUGACCGCAUACAUGCUUUCCACCCUCACCCAGCUCGGCUACAAGGCUGUUACCGUUGGCGAGUGCCUUGGCGACCCUGUCUCAAACUGGUACCGCACUGCUGGAGGUGCUGGAACUGGCAACCAGCCCACUACCACAAAGCCCUCUACCCCUGCCGCUUCCACCCCUGCCUCGACUACUCCUAAGAAGGUAUCCACCGAUGCUACUUGCGGUGGAACUAAAGGAUUCACCUGUGCGGGCUCCACCUUUGGCAACUGCUGCAGCGUAAACGGCUGGUGCGGUAGCACUGCUGCCUACUGCGGUACCGGCUGUCAAACAGCUUUUGGUAACUGCGGCAGCAAUGGUGCUGUCCCUUCCAAGGCCGCCACUCCUACGUCCUCCAAACCCGCCACUCCUACGACCUCCAAAUCCGCCACUCACAAGCCCACCCCUUCUGCUGCCCUCAAGGUCUCCACCGACGCAACCUGCGGUGGAAAAACAGGCUUCACCUGCUCUGGUUCGACCUUUGGCAACUGCUGCAGUGUCAAUGGCUGGUGUGGUAGCACAGCCGCUUAUUGCGGUACUGGCUGCCAGUCCGCCUUUGGCAAGUGCACUUAA
This is a messenger RNA of Exserohilum turcica Et28A, 1718 nucleotides long. RefSeq names its product carbohydrate esterase family 4 protein. Gene Ontology annotation, biological process: carbohydrate metabolic process. The record is from RefSeq and is a predicted model, not a curated record. The transcript has 5 exons. NCBI's taxonomy places the organism in Eukaryota, Fungi, Ascomycota, Dothideomycetes, Pleosporales, Pleosporaceae. Gene Ontology annotation, molecular function: hydrolase activity, acting on carbon-nitrogen (but not peptide) bonds; chitin binding. The coding region runs from base 135 to 1718 and encodes 527 amino acids.